AUGCAGGAGAAAAGGCUUAUUCCCUCCCCUCCCCCCUCUCGCUGCUUCCUACACCCCCCCCCCCUCCCUCUCUCGCUGCUUAUUCCCUCCCCCCCCCCUCUCUCGCUGCGUAUUCCCCCCUCCCCCCCCCCCCCUCGUCUCGCUGCUAAUUCCCCCCUCUCCCCCCCACCGUCUCGCUGCGUAUUCCCCCCCCUCUCCCCCCCACCGUCUCGCUGCGUAUUCCCCCCCCUCUCCCCCCCACCGUCUCGCUGCGUAUUCCCCCCCCUCUCCCCCCCACCGUCUCGCUGCGUAUUCCCCCCCCUCUCCCCCCCACCGUCUCGCUGCGUAUUCCCCCCCCUCUCCCCCCCACCGUCUCGCUGCGUAUUCCCCCCCCUCUCCCCCCCACCGUCUCGCUGCGUAUCCCCCCCCUCUCCCCCCCACCGUCUCGCUGCGUAUUCCCCCCCCUCUCCCCCCCACCGUCUCGCUGCGUAUUCCCCCCCCUCUCCCCCCCACCGUCUCGCUGCGUAUUCCCGUAACCCUUCUCGCUGCUAA
This is a messenger RNA of Closterium sp. Naga37s-1, 531 nucleotides long. Lineage: Eukaryota; Viridiplantae; Streptophyta; Zygnematophyceae; Desmidiales; Closteriaceae. The record is from the annotation of a GenBank genome assembly.